AUGGCUCAGUCCCAUUUCAAAGUGAGUGGUGACCACCUCACUUACGGACCCACUGAUGGGACUCAGUAUGUCUUUCAAAAGACAAUUUACCCAGCAGUGCAGAGCUCGGGCAAUGAUCAAUCUACUUACGGUGCUUUGAAUGGUCCGCGGAUCAAGAAAGACUUUCCCGACGAGAACGGCCAGGAAAUCAAAAGCUGCGACAAGUUCAAUCCCUUGACCAUCAAAGGACCCAACAUCAUCAAACGGGAACCAGGUAUCAAAAUGGAACCACAGGAGUUCAACAAUGCUCAGCUAAUUCAAGGCCGUCUUGUCAUUGACCUCACAGAAGAAGACGACAAUCCACCAACCCGAAAACGUCCAAUGCCGCGUGCCGAAUUAUUAAUGGCCAAGCACCAGCACCAGAAGGCCGCGAGAAAGCCGCUUGAAACCGUUCAACACCCAGUUGAAAGCUUGUUCGUGCAGGAUGAUGAUUUCUCAGGGUCUGCCUCCCCCAGGACCAGUGACUGGUUGCUCGACACAGGUGAAGAUGAUCUUUCUGGAUUCAACGAGUACCAGAAACAAUUUCAAAGCCUGCAAUCCCCAUCCAUCGAACAGCAGAUUGAGCUCGAAAAGCGGAGAGAGGAAGAGCUUCAACGAAGGAGAAAGGUCAAGAAUGACCAACUCUGUGACCUGACUGUCCAACAGGAAUUGGAAGGGAGGCCGGAAGGCGAGAAGGUUUCUUCUCCUGUCUUGAAAGAACAGCCGCAACCUGAAGAUUCGCAGCCCAAAGAGCAAACCGAGGCAGGCUUAAAAAAGACUGCUACAGUAAAGCCACCGGUCACACGAGUCUCAAAAUCGGGGAUCAGAAAGGCCAAAGAAAUUGGACUUGCUCAGUUGCUUUUAAAGAAAGGGGUUCGAAAUAUUAAGGCCAACGAAACCGAGCCUGAAACGGAGCAAGCACCUGGCGCAGAAAGAAAGCAGAAAAAACAUCGACGCCCUCCCACGGUAUUGUCAAACGAAGAAAUCCGAAGCAUUUUCAAAAAUGACGGUGGUCGCAAAAAAGGAAAGGAUCCGUUACCUCCCGGGUUUGUGUCUACAGAAAAAAACAAGCAAAAGGCAUUUAGGGAGAUGCUUGCCAGUAUCCCAGUUGCAGAAAAGGCUGGAGCACGUGCAGACAUAUCCAUCCUGGAUGAAGCGACGCGGACUUUCAAUCCAUCAGCAAGGUCAGACGGACAAGGGAAAUGGAAGGUCAGAGGGAUAAAAACAUGCCUCAUGGUGAACCAGAUAUUAGCUGCCUCUUGGAUGUGCAAACGAGAAACUUCUUCGAGUAAGCCGAAUGGCGGUUUACUCUGCGAUGUGAUGGGCUUUGGUAAGACUCUCUCGGCUCUAGCGUGCAUCGUGAAUCGAAAGAUACCAUCUCAGCCAGAAGGUCCGACUCUGAUUGUUGCCCCGAGAAAUUUGAUAGAGACCUGGAUGUCGCAGAUUCAGCAACAUUGUGAGAAAGGAGCAGCCGGGAGGAUCAUUGCACAUUGCUCUGGUUCACGCGUGAGAACCGAUGAGCUCGCCCCCGAACUCAAAGAACACGGCAUUGUGUUGACAACCUACUCGGAGAUUGCUGCCUCGUAUCCUGAUCUAAAGCCGCCCGCUGAACUCCAGACCAUUGCCGCUAUCCAAGAAUGGUGGGACCAAGAAUAUGACGAGAAAGCAGGUGCCUUUCAUCAAAUCAACUGGCACAGAAUCAUUCUCGACGAAGCACACAUUAUCAGGAACAGGAUGACCAGAACGUCGAUUGCGGUUCGCUCUCUAAGCGGGUAUUUCAAAUGGGCUUUAACCGGAACACCUCUGCACAACUCCGUUGAUGAACUUUAUGCUCUAUUUGCAUUCAUCGAUGUCCCCAACAGCCACCCCUACCACAUCUUCAUGCAUAACUUUUGCAAUGGGACGGAUGAAGCCAAAAAGCGUUUGAUCAACAUGCUUCGCGCCGUCAUCCAUCGCAAGACCCACGAGAGCCGUCAUAUGGGAAGACCCUUUAUCGAGCUCAAAAAAUUCGAUCUAAAGGAGAAAAAGGUCGAGUUUUACCCAGUGGAAAGGCAGAUCUACUCCGCAAUUGCGGAGAAGUUCAUCGAGAAAGUCAAUGCUACUACCCAAAUAAAAAAGCAGAGCAAAUGCAUUUUGACGAUGAUCCUAAAGCUACAGAUGUUCACCAGUCAUCCACUUACUGCAGAAGAUUACCUCAAGCGAGUGUGCAAUUUCAACAGCGCACUGGUUACAAAGCUAAAGAGUUGGGUGAAGAAUGAAACAAGUCCAGGAGACCCGUCUCCAUCAAGUAAAAUUGCGAAGUGCUGUCUUGCAGGGAAAUACCAAACCGGUAUGCCUACAGCUCCUCUGAGGUCUCGAGCAGAAAGCGAAAAUCUUCGACCACGGCCGCCCGGAAAUUGCGCAAAGCUUGUUUCAAAGUUCGGGGAUAAAAUCAAAGAACUCCUAAGAAAUGGAGCAUACUAUGAGAGUGAUCAUCGCACCUGGUUCUGUCCUGGCUGUGACGGGCUCCCAGCAAGGGCUAUUAUCACGGACUGUCAACACCUUUACUGCGAAGAGUGUUUUGACGCACUCGCCGACGGAGAAGGGAACACCGAUGGUGUCGAUCGCUUGUGCCAUUGUUGCAAGAUUCCCAUCAAAAAGGCUGCAUUCUACGGAAUUUAUGAUGACUUCGAUACACCUCCACUGGAGGCUGCUGAGUCUUCUUCUCUUGAAUCAGCGGGCCAGCAAAAGCGACCAGCAACACCGGAGACAAGCACAGAAAAGGAAUCUCGAACCAAGAAACGCCGGAAGGGUAAAAAUUCUGGUCCCACUUUCUCAGAAUGGUUGUUGGCCGAUGGAAACCCAGUCUCAUUUGAUGACGAAAGCGAACAUGAGAACCAAGACGAAGGGGAAGACGAAAACCCUGACGAGGGUGAUGUUCCCUGUGAGGAAGUGGUUGACAAAGGUCAAGAUUGGAUAACGUUAUUUGGGAGAUCCAUGCCGGGCGCCAAAUUUGAUGCAAUCACGUCUCAAGUCAAAAAGUGGUUCAAAGAAGACAGCACUGCCAAAAUCGUGAUUUUCACACAGUAUGUCAACAGCACCAGGAUGUUGAAGUACUUGUGUGAAGAGAAUAACUGGCAAUACUCCCAAAUCACGGGUCGAAUGGCCAAUAGGUCAAGAGAAAUCCAUCUGGACAACUUCCGAAACAAAGAUGACACAAAGAUCAUGAUUGCUUCGAUUAAAACGGGUGGCCUAGGUCUUGAUUUCUCCGUGGCUAACAAGUGUAUCCUGAUUGAUCUAUGGUGGAACGAAGCGGUUCAAGACCAGGCAUUCUUUCGUCUUUGGCGUCUUGGGCAACAGCGAGAUGUCGAAUGUAUCAUGCUCAUGGUCGCACAUUCCAUUGACGAUUGGAUGGACAGUACCCAGAAGCGGAAAGCUAAGGAGAUUAGCGAAGUCUUGAGUCAGAAUGUGCUCAUGGACCGAAACACACUCAAAGAACUGCUAGAGAUGUUUGGUGAAGUCACGGAUGAUCCAAAGGAGGGAUUCAGGGUCCAUCUAGCGUCCAAAAAUGCGUCCCAAGAUGCGUCAAACCCCACGCCCACACCCGCGCCCAAAGCCACUUCCAAAGCAAAGGCUACUCGGUCUGCGCCUCCUAAGAAACGGAGUUAG
Molecule: messenger RNA, 3666 nt
Organism: Penicillium samsonianum
Lineage: Eukaryota; Fungi; Ascomycota; Eurotiomycetes; Eurotiales; Aspergillaceae
Product: putative SNF2 family helicase
Exons: 13
Coding region: 1-3666 (1221 amino acids)
Molecular function (GO): ATP binding; ATP-dependent chromatin remodeler activity
Source: RefSeq, a predicted model, not a curated record